CUGCUGCUAGAUUGUUGGCGGAUUCUCAGCUUUUCGGGGAGAAGCGGCACAAGACCCGCUGGUCGCCUGCUCUCCCUUGCCUCGGAUUCCUCGCUGGGUCCCCUGGGGCCUUAUCGCGCGCCGCCUAGAGGAGGAGGACGUGGGGCCGCGGCGCGCAACAUGGAGUGGGGUUACCUGUUGGAAGUGACCUCGCUGCUAGCCGCCUUGGCGCUGCUGCAGCGCUCGAGCGGCGCCGCCGCGGCUUCGGCCAAGGAGCUGGCGUGCCAAGAGAUCACGGUGCCGCUGUGCAAGGGCAUCGGUUACAACUACACCUACAUGCCCAACCAGUUCAACCACGACACGCAAGACGAGGCGGGCCUGGAAGUGCACCAAUUCUGGCCGCUGGUGGAGAUCCAGUGCUCCCCCGACCUCAAGUUCUUUCUGUGCAGCAUGUACACGCCCAUCUGCCUGGAAGACUACAAGAAGCCUCUGCCGCCUUGCCGCUCGGUGUGCGAACGCGCCAAGGCCGGCUGCGCGCCGCUCAUGCGCCAGUACGGCUUCGCCUGGCCUGACCGCAUGCGCUGCGACCGGCUGCCGGAGCAGGGCAACCCGGACACUCUGUGCAUGGACUACAACCGCACCGACCUCACCACGGCCGCACCCAGCCCACCGCGCCGCCUGCCGCCGCCGCCGCCGGGCGAGCAGCCGCCCUCCGGCAGCGGCCACGGCCGCCCGCCAGGGGCCAGGCCCCCACACCGUGGUGGCGGCAGUCGAGGCGGCGGGGACACGGCGGUGGCGCCCCCCUCGCGCGGCGGGAAGGCGAGGCCCCCUAGUGGUGGCGCAGCUCCCUGCGAGCCGGGGUGUCAGUGCCGCGCGCCCAUGGUGAGCGUGUCCAGCGAACGCCACCCCCUCUACAACCGCGUCAAGACCGGCCAGAUCGCCAACUGCGCGCUGCCCUGCCACAACCCCUUCUUCAGCCAGGAUGAGCGCGCCUUCACAGUCUUCUGGAUCGGCCUGUGGUCGGUGCUCUGCUUCGUCUCCACCUUUGCCACCGUCUCCACCUUCCUCAUCGAUAUGGAGCGCUUCAAGUACCCGGAGCGGCCCAUCAUCUUCCUCUCCGCCUGCUACCUCUUCGUGUCAGUCGGGUACCUGGUGCGCCUGGUGGCAGGGCACGAGAAGGUGGCCUGCAGCGGUGGCGCUCCGGGUGCAGACGGAGCUGGGGGUGCUGGCGGCGCGGCCGCGGCGGGCGCGGGGGCGGCGGGCGCGGGGGCGAGCGGCCCGGGAGCGCGCGGCGAGUACGAGGAGCUGGGAGCAGUAGAGCAGCACGUGCGCUAUGAAACCACCGGCCCCGCGCUGUGCACGGUGGUCUUCCUCCUUGUCUACUUCUUUGGCAUGGCCAGCUCCAUCUGGUGGGUAAUCCUGUCGCUCACGUGGUUCCUGGCGGCUGGCAUGAAGUGGGGCAAUGAGGCCAUCGCGGGCUACUCGCAAUACUUCCACCUAGCCGCGUGGCUGGUGCCCAGCGUCAAGUCGAUUGCGGUGCUGGCGCUCAGCUCCGUGGACGGAGACCCGGUGGCGGGCAUCUGCUACGUGGGCAACCAGAGCCUCGACAACCUGCGUGGCUUCGUGCUGGCGCCACUGGUCAUCUACCUCUUCAUUGGCACCAUGUUUCUGUUGGCUGGUUUCGUGUCGCUGUUUCGAAUCCGCUCGGUCAUCAAACAGCAAGGAGGCCCAACCAAGACGCACAAGCUAGAGAAGCUCAUGAUCCGCCUGGGCCUCUUCACCGUGCUCUACACGGUGCCUGCCGCUGUCGUUGUUGCCUGCCUUUUCUAUGAGCAGCACAACCGUCCACGCUGGGAGGCCACUCACAACUGCCCGUGCCUUCGGGACUUGCAGCCUGAUCAGGCUCGCAGGCCCGAUUACGCGGUCUUCAUGCUCAAGUACUUCAUGUGUCUGGUGGUGGGCAUCACGUCGGGCGUGUGGGUCUGGUCCGGCAAGACUCUGGAGUCCUGGCGCGCGCUGUGCACUCGCUGCUGCUGGGCCAGCAAGGGCGCAGCAGUAGGCACGGGAGCCGGAGGCGGCGGCCCAGGGGGCGGCGGUCCCGGGCCUGGCGGGGGUGGGGGACCCGGCGGAGGCGGGGGAUCUCUCUACAGCGACGUCAGCACCGGCCUGACGUGGCGGUCUGGCACGGCCAGCUCCAUGUCUUACCCUAAGCAGAUGCCAUUGUCCCAGGUCUGAACCCUAAGCAGACUCCCAGAAGGAGCGGAGAGGGGUGGGGGAUGGGGAACCCGAGGGCGGCGAAGGGACCCCAGACCGGCCGGGGUUCCCACCCCUUCACGGUGUUGAUUGCUAUUAGCAUGAUAAUGAACUCUUAAUGGUAUCCAUUAGCCGCUGGGACUUAAAUGACUCACUUAGAACAAAGUACCUGGCAUUGAAGCCUCCCAGGCCCAGCCCCUCCCCUCCGACGCUCUGGAGCGCCUCCCCCAGGCACUGGUUUCAGUGGGCUAGGAGAGUUGGAACCCUUCUGGGUACCCUGGCUAAACCUUGAGGUCAACCUACAGACUUCACCCAAGGGACCGCUUCACCCUCGACUCCGCCUGCAUAAAUUCACUCCUCAUACACCCUGGAGGAGGGACGACUGCUACCUUGUGGGAUUGCACGGUUUGGGUAUUCUUAAUGACCAGGCAGAUGCCUUAAAUAAACAAGAGAUGUCUUAAUUAUGCACCCCAAGUAAAUACGGGUUUCUUACAUUAGAGGAUGUAUUUAUAUAAUUAUUUGUUAAAUUGUAAAAAAGAAAAAGAAAAAGGAAAACGUGUAAGAUAUGUAUAUAUCCAAAGAUAUACAACGUGUACAUUAUUUGUAAAAAACGUUUAGAGGCUACCCCUGUAAGAACAAAUAUAAGUAUUCUAUUUUGUCAAUAAAAUGACUUUUGAUAAAUGAUUUAAAUACCACCCUGUCCCCCGACUUUUCUGAACUGUUCCCCUUAUGCUUGCUGAGGACAUGUGGGGAAGCGGACAUUUUUUGGCUUGCCAUUCUGUACACUGACUUUAGGCAUGGAGACAAUUACAUGUUAACCUCUAGUUCUUAAACUGUUAGCAAAGUAAAUGUCAUUGUUGAAUUGAAAUCAAAAUCGCGUUUUUGCACUUUCCCCA
This is a messenger RNA of Phodopus roborovskii (desert hamster), 3128 nucleotides long. RefSeq names its product frizzled class receptor 8 (gene Fzd8). Gene Ontology annotation, molecular function: Wnt-protein binding; Wnt receptor activity. Gene Ontology annotation, biological process: non-canonical Wnt signaling pathway; canonical Wnt signaling pathway. Lineage: Eukaryota; Metazoa; Chordata; Mammalia; Rodentia; Cricetidae. The record is from RefSeq and is a predicted model, not a curated record. Bases 160 to 2214 code for a protein of 684 amino acids. Gene Ontology annotation, cellular component: plasma membrane. The transcript has a single exon.